Rhinolophus ferrumequinum (greater horseshoe bat) is the source of this 7795-nucleotide messenger RNA. It is a transcript of the gene PTPRJ, whose product is annotated as protein tyrosine phosphatase receptor type J. The record is from RefSeq and is a predicted model, not a curated record. The transcript is spliced from 25 exons. The coding region runs from base 167 to 4282 and encodes 1371 amino acids. Gene Ontology annotation, molecular function: cadherin binding; protein tyrosine phosphatase activity. Gene Ontology annotation, biological process: angiogenesis; protein dephosphorylation. NCBI's taxonomy places the organism in Eukaryota, Metazoa, Chordata, Mammalia, Chiroptera, Rhinolophidae.
CGGAGGAGGCAGCGGGAGCCGCCGGGGCCGCGGGAGACGCGAUCCGGGCGCCGCGCACAGGGGGUGGGCGCCGCUUGCUCCGCCCCGCGAAGCCCCUGCUCGCCCAGGGACGUAUCUCCCCCGCGGCCGCCGCGCCGGGCCCCGCCGUGUGGCCGCCGCCGCUGCCAUGUCCCCGGGGAAGCCCGGGGCGGGCGGAGCGGGGACUAGGCGGACUGGCUGGAGGAGGCGCAGGCGGAGGCGGCGGCUGGAGGCGGUGAGCAGGGCGCCCGGGAUCGGGCGCACGGCGGGGCCCGACUCGCGCGGCCCGGGCACGUUCCAGGGCGCGCGGGGCAUGAAGCCGGCGGCGCGGGAGGCGCGGCCACCUCGGCGCUUGCCCCGGCUUCGCUGGGCGCUGCCGCCGUUGCUGCUGCUGUGUCGCUUGGGCCAGAUUCUGUGCACAAGUGACAGCUGUUGUGGUGAGGUUUCAUUCACAUCUACAACCACCAAGAUUCAUUUUAGUGAGGUACCAGAAAACAUUUUAGUAAAAAUUGUUCCUGAUUCCAGCGGCCAGAAUCAGCAGAGUUCUCAACAGCCGAGUGACAGGAAGCCUUCAUCUGGAGAGCUGGCUCCUGGGGUGAACCAGCUCAAUGUCACCUAUUUAAAUAGCUCUAGUAUCUGCUGCCCACAAGAACUGCAAACACAACACAGUUCUGCAUUUGACAUUGAAGUUGGUUCCAUUAGUUCAACCAGUGUGAGCCUAACAUGGAAAAACAACGAUUCAGCUGCUUCUACUUACAUGCAUAGAAUGAAGAAUGAGACAGAACAUACGUUGCAGAUUCCUGUUGCAAAUCACACAAGCAUAAACAUCACAGACUUAAGUCCAGCUACUUCAUAUACAUUGUCCAUCAUUCCACAAGUAAACGGGCAAGUGAGAAAUGCCGUGAACAUAACUGUCACAACAAAGCCUCUUCUAGUUUCUGAUCUUCGUGUUGUCUCUGUGGGUAUGAGGAACGCUUCUCUUGCCUGGAAGAAUGACAAUGGCACUGCCACCUGCUGGAUACUCCUUGAAGACACUGGAAGCCAUAGAGUCAAUACAAAGCCAGAGAGUCAAUACAAAGUCUUGUGUCUUUUAGAACCAAAUGAGACACAGGGAAAGCCCCUGGUUACAGAAAGUGGCUCAGAUGUCACCUGCACAAAGAGCUUGGCCCAGCUACCCGGGAGCCCCAAACAUGAACUCGAAUCUGCAGACCCAGCCUCCGUCCAUCCUGUGGACGGAAGAGACACGGAAGUCCUGCUUCUUGGGUUAAAGCCUGGCACACAGUACAAGGCCACUGUUGAUUGUGGAGCACCAGAUGGCACCAGCUUGCUCCCGGCCACAAACUUCAGUACAUACCUCAGUCAGGUUUUGGAUGUCAAAGCUGCAAACAUCCAUGCCACGAACAUGACCCUGACCUGGAGAAUUAAUGAUACUGAGUCAUCCUCUGCCUAUACCUACAAGAUAGAAGUUGCUGCGGAGACCGGUUUCCUCAAUUUCAGUGUCAAUGAGACGCGUGCUUUCAUCACCCCACUCAACUCCAGUACAUUAUACAACAUCACAGUGCGUCCUUUCCUUGAUGGCGGUUCGGAGGGCAAACACGGAUUUCUCCAAGUGUACACUCGCCCUUGUCCAGUUUCUGACUUUCGAGUGACGAAUGUCAGCACAAGGGCUAUUGGCUUAGCUUGGAGCAGCCACGACUCGGAUUCCUUUAAGAUACUUACUACACAGAAUGGAAAACAUCUGGAGGAAAAAACCACCAACCAAAGUAGUAUUGUCAUUGGUGACUUAUACCCUGGAACCAAGUAUUGUUUUGAAAUAUUUCCACAAGGACCAAAUGGGACUGAAGGGAUUCCCCAGACAGUUUGCAAUACAACUGACUCCAGCGCAGUGUUUGACAUCUCCGUGGUCAAUGUCACCACAACUGAAAUGACGUUGCAGUGGCAGAGUACAGACAUUGCUUCUGAGUACAUCUAUCAUCUAAGUGUAGAAUCUAAACAUGGCUCUAACCAAACGAACACUUCUCACAAGGAGAUCACUCUCCCGGGCCUGAUCCCGGGCACCUUAUAUAACAUCACGAUCACUCCAGAAGUGACCUCUUCCAGCGGGAAUUCCAGCUUCGUUUCACAGUACACACGGCCCAGCAUUGUGUCCAACAUUGAAAUACAUACUAACACCACAGCGGCAACCUUCACUUGGAAGAACGUUGAUAAUGCCUCUUCCACGUACACCUACCACCUUCUUAUUGAGAAGGAUGGAAGUUCCAGCAAGGCAACACAAGAAGUCACAGGUGCCACGUAUGCUACAGUCACCAAAUUGAUCCCUGGCUCAUCGUACACAGUAAAGAUCUCCACCCGAGUGGGGGACGUUGAGUCCCUGGCACCUGGCUGGCAGUCAUUCUGUACAGAUCCUUCCCCAGUGGCCUCUUUCCUCUGUGAAGUGGUCCCCAAAAAGCCAACUUUGGUUCUCAAGUGGGCCUGCCCUUCCGGUAUCAACACAGGCUUUCAGGUGGAGAUCAGCAGAGGAGACUGGAAAAAUACAACAAACCUGGAGGGCUGCUCCUCGAAGAACAGCACUGAGUACAGGACGGACGUCACAUAUUUGAAUUUUUCUACCUCGUAUGAUAUCAAUAUCACUGCCUUGUCCUGUAACAAGACGGCACUUCCCACUCUAAAUACCUGCUUCACAGGCAUCACAGACCCCCCUUCUCCAGAUGAAUCUCCUAAUAUUACAUCUGUCAGUCACAAUUCAGUAAAGGUCAAGUUCAGUGGGUUUGAAGCCAGCCAUGGACCCAUCAGAGCCUAUGCUCUCAUUCUCACCACGGGGAACGCUGUUGAACCGUCUGCAGAUGCUUUGAGAUAUACGUAUGAAGAUUUCAAAAAAGGGGCCUCGGAUACUUAUGUGACAUACCUCAUAACAACAGAAGAAAAGAGACAUUCUCAGGGCUUGUCUGAAGUCUUAAAAUAUGAAAUUGAUGUUGGGAAUGAAUCAACAACACACAGCUACUACAACGGGAAGCUGGAGCCCCUGGGGCGCUAUCGGGCUUGUGUGGCCGGCUUCACCAACAUCACCUUUAACCCUAACAAGGACGGACUCAUAGAUGGGGUUGGGAGCUACGUGUCCUUCAGUCGCUAUUCAGAGGCCGUUUUCUUGCCCCAGGAUCCAGGUGUCAUCUGUGGAGCAGUUUUUGGAUGUAUCUUUGGUGCCAUGGUUAUUGUGGCUGUUGGAGGCUUCAUCUUCUGGAGAAAGAAAAGGAAAGAUGCAAAGAACAAUGAAGUGUCCUUUUCUCAAAUUAAACCUAAAAAAUCCAAGUUAAUCAAAGUGGAGAAUUUUGAGUCCUACUUUAAGAAACAGCAAGCUGACUCCAACUGUGGGUUUGCAGAAGAAUACGAAGAUCUGAAGCUUGUUGGAAUUAGUCUACCUAAAUAUGCAGCUGAACUGGCUGAAAAUAGAGCAAAGAAUCGCUAUAAUAAUGUUCUGCCCUAUGAUAUUUCCCGUGUCAAACUUUCAGUCCAGACCCAUUCAACUGAUGACUACAUCAACGCCAACUACAUGCCUGGCUACCAUUCCAAGAAAGAUUUUAUUGCCACACAAGGACCUUUGCCUAACACUUUGAAAGAUUUCUGGCGUAUGGUUUGGGAGAAAAAUGUAUAUACCAUUGUUAUGUUGACCAAAUGUGUCGAACAGGGAAGGACCAAAUGUGAGGAGUACUGGCCUUCCAAGCAGCCUCAGGACUACGGGGCCAUAACUGUGGCGAUGACAUCAGAAAUUGUUCUUCCUGAAUGGACCAUCAGAGACUUUACAGUGAAAAAUAACCAGACAAGUGAAAGUCACCCCCUGCGACAGUUCCACUUCACCUCCUGGCCUGACCACGGCGUUCCCGACACCACGGACUUACUCAUCAACUUCCGGUAUCUUGUUUGUGACUACAUGAAGCAAUGUCCCCCCGAAUCGCCAGUUCUGGUGCAUUGCAGUGCGGGGGUUGGAAGGACGGGCACUUUCAUUGCCAUCGAUCGUCUUAUCUAUCAGAUAGAGAAUGAGAACACUGUGGAUGUGUACGGGAUUGUGUAUGACCUUCGAAUGCACAGGCCUUUAAUGGUGCAAACAGAGGACCAGUAUGUUUUCCUCAAUCAAUGUGUUUUAGAUAUUAUCAGAUCCCAAAAGGACUCAAAAGUAGAUCUCAUCUACCAGAACACAACUGCAAUGACAAUCUAUGAAAACCUUGCGCCAGUGACCACAUUUGGAAAAACAAAUGGUUACAUCGCCUAAUUCCAAAGGAAAGCCUUGCUGGAGUUAACUAGACCAUCACACCCACAGAAAGGAAAAUGCCGCGAUGUUGACAUGUUUUUAUAUGUCUAAUAUCUUAAUUCUUUGUUCCGUUUUGUUAGAACGAAUUGAGGGUGUGAAGCUGCACACAUAACACACGACAAAUGAGAAGCUGGGGCUACCAGGGGCUGUGGAUGGGUGGUGAGCAAGUCAGCUACGUUCCUGGUCACCAAUGGGAUGAGUUCACUUUUUUUUCCUUGAGAAUUAUGGAAAACCAGGAAAAGUGAGCUAUGAUUUUUUUUUUCUUUUUCAAAACAGAUUUUUUUUUUAAAGACUAUUUUAUAUGAUCUACAUGCUAACGCCAGGAUUGUGUUGGGUUGAAUAUUUUUAAGUAUCAGAGGUCUAUUUUUACCUACUGUAUCUUAGGAUCUAGCUGAUGGAAAAGACAGAACUGUGGAUAAUUAUCAUGCCGGGAGGGGUACGUGGCACCUCUCCAGCCUGGGUUUUCUAUUUGAACAUGUGCCUUUUCUGAAUUAUGCUUCCACAGGCAAAACUCAGUAGAUUUCUAUAUUUUUGUAUUGAAUCUCAUCAUUGGAAUAUGUGGAAUAUUUAAACAGUAGUUUAGUAUCAGAGGUCCAGCCUUCUCAGUAACAUUCCUGUUCUCAUUUGAUUGGAGGAGGCCUCUCUCCCCACUCCCCCUCCGUCCCCACCCCCACUUUAGUGCUGUAUUCUUUCUUCCUUUUUCCCUCCCAGUUUUCCCCAAAGACACAUCCGUUGGUCACAUUUUCAGCCCACUGGUUGAGUGAGAGUGGAAACUAAAUAUCACCUUGAGAAUUUUGGGUGUUGGGGGAAAGCCAAGGAAUCUUAGAGUGAUGUACUCUCCUUUCCUUGUUCCUGUUUUAUCCUUUUUCUCAUUUCUGUAUUUGGUAAGAAGGAUUAUUUAAAGGUGCAAUAUGUGACUUAGUGAUUCAUGAUACUCUAGGUUUUUAGUAACGUUUUACUCAGGUUGGCAUUUUAUGUGUGUCUGUGUGUCUGUAUAUGUGUGUGUGUUUUUAAAAGCGUGGCAAUUUGUGAACACUUCAGUGUGAAAACAGUGUCAAAUUAAUCCCUCCUCCUUCAAAGUCCACUGGCUUUAGUCUAUCUGCAGUGACACAUAUCGCUAUCUACUGUGUGUGUAUAUAUAUACACAUAUAUGUGUAUAUGUAUACAUUUAUGUAUACUAAACCUUUAAAAACAGUCAUUCCUUUGAACUGAGAUGUACAAAAUUUGAAUUUGUAUCAAAGAUGUAAUUAUUAUUUCUAAAACCUCUUUUCACUAUACUGCUGCUGUAAUUACUUUGAUUUUUUUUAAGUGUAGAUUAACUUUUUUUUUUUUUUUUGCUUCAGGUGUAUAUCCACCAAGAAUUUCAGAAUUUAUGUGGAUUUAUUUUAUUGGUACAUAAUCUGUAAACUCUCAAGGCAUUAACAUGAAAGGAUUUGUCUCUUUUUAUUUUAUAUUGUGGCUCAGGUUAUAUUGUGAAGAAGUUUUGAGUGUAUCUUCCAAUAGGCAAUGAAGUAUACAAGGUCUUAUGAAGGAAUUACCAAGUCCCUGGAAGCCUGUGGCCAUUUGCCACAGUCAGAAAUCCUGCUGUAAACUUAGGUCACAUGUUUCCUGUUGAAGACGGGAACGGGGUCUUCUCUGAGUGCCCUGGUCCCUGUUGACCUGUGGGAGCGCGUCUCCUGACCCCGCCAUGCUCCUCCACUCGCCUGCACUUUGGUAACUGACUGGACAUGUGAGGGGUAUUUUAAGGCUGUGAAGGGUGAACCACAAUGUAUGACAGCCCUUGAUUUGGUUCAGAGGUUUAGUGCUGUACGUCUUUCAACCCCCUUCCCCUUUGAGGUACUGAAAGGAUUAAAAGGAGAGGUGGUGGUGGUGUCACGUUUUGGGAGAACCUUUCUUCCCAAAUGGAAAUUGCACUUUUUGCUGAAUCCUUGGCUCCCUUUGGUAAUAAGCUCUUCAUUCAGUAUCAGGCCCCUGGAGGAAUGGGUGAGCCAGGCCAGGCUGGGCCCUCUUGACUCAACUUCAGAGGGCUUUCAGCUCUGUAGGUCUGAAUCAGGGAAGGCAGGCUGUUCUGGGGUGUCGAGUGCAGCUGGGUUUGUGCGGAUUGCUUGCAAACCUUCACACUGGUCGGCCCCCGCAAUGCAGGCAGAUUUGAGAGAGUUCCAGAAUUUCAUUCAGAAGUCUCUGUGCAGGAUGCAGUUCUGUGGGUCACAUCCCUCCCCACUCUAAUUUGUCAGGAAACCAUUGUGAUGGGUGUCUAGGUGUCAAAUCCCAUGGAAAGGCUAAACCCUGCCCUGCCCACAUCGCUGCCAUGGAGAAGUCAGAGGGAAGGACUUGGCUCUAAACAAUCCUUUAAAAUUAAUGAAAGCAACAAUAAUUAUAAACAUAUUGUAUAAAAACUCAAAACACAGAAACCCUCCUCCCUUCCGCCUGGUAUGGGCUUGGGAAAUGGGCCACUCCCGGACGUCAUUCCCAGUCCCAGAGGAAGGCUUGUGCUGGAGAGGUCUGGAUUCCAAAUGGCAGGUCAUAUGAAGGUCACGAUGAUUCUCUGCAUCCUGAAGACGGCUAGGGAGUGGGGCCAGUGGGGUGGUGAGGGUAUUUAUAGCACAGUGAUUGAAAAGAGAAGAUUACUGUGUAAAUAUAUAGGGCAUACGGGUGGGGUUGGUUCAUAGGACAGAGGAAGGUGCUUGUGAGCUCCUGCCCCAAACCCUCCCAGGAACAAAGAACUAAAUUGAGGAGUCCAGUGGAGUCCUGGAGAUGGCGUGAUCACCCUGCUUUAGCAUUUGCCAGUUACGUAGAUAAAGGCAGCCAGGGUGGGAUUCGUGGUCAGUGAAAGGGCUAAAGAUUGGUGGUCAGUGGUUUGGGGGAUUUUGGCCAUUGAUCUCUUCUCCCCAGAACAAGGAUAUUUGGCCCCCAAAGUGAAAUCUAGCGACAACAAGAGGGAAUAACAUUAGAGGUCUAUUCUCUGUGGCCAUGUAGUGACCUCCAGCUAGACUUUGGCAUAAUUGACUCCACUGGAUUUGGGCUUCCUCGAGUCAGAGGCUCCUGGGGGUUGGGGGCAAACUAUGCAGUUGAUUCCUGUUUGCUUUUCACCUGGGAUGAAAAACCCUGCUUUUCUUUUGAAAUGCUUGAUUGUGCUUAUUGAGCUAAACAAGACUCGGUGACUGAUGUUGAUUGUUGAUUUGCCUCAAAAGUCCAAGUUCUGAAUUUUCAGACCAUACAGAGCAGUCGAGUGUUCGACAUACUGUAGCUUUUUUUUCCCAUGGGGCACAUAUGGAUAGGAUGUGUUGAUGUAGACUCUAAAACUGUAAUUUUCUUGUAACUAUUUUGGAAUGAUGCAUAUUUCUAAUGUUUGUUUAUACUUGUACAGAGUAUUGCUGUUGGUUGCUUUUUUUUUGUUUGUUUUUAAGAAAAAAAUGGCCUGAAAAAAUCUUUUUUAAAAAGACUUACAAAUACCAAAUAUAAAAGAUGUCAACA